GUUAAGUUAUCGAUUUGGGAGUCACUGAUGGAGCGGUAUAUUCAGAGCAUUGAGUUUGUGAGCCAAGAUAUGAAAGAGUCGAAACUGAAACUAAGUCGGGAUCAAGUGUUCCGCAAGACUGGAGAGUUGUUUGAUCUGAAACACCGAAUCAACUUAAGCUCUGAUCUGUUGGAUACGCCGGACUUCUAUUGGGACCGACAAGAACUCGAGCGUCUAUUUGUGGACACAAUCUAUUUCUUGAAUAUUAAGAAACGGACAAAUGUUUUGAACGAAAAGCUCAAUCAUUGCAUAGAAUUAAUGGAGUUAUUGUCCAAUAAUCUGAAUCAUAGCCACAGCGCAAAGCUUGAGUGGAUGAUCAUCGUUCUCAUCGUGGUUGAGGUUGUGUUCGAAGCAAUACAUUAUGCU
This is a messenger RNA of Medioppia subpectinata, 405 nucleotides long. The record is from the annotation of a GenBank genome assembly. Lineage: Eukaryota; Metazoa; Arthropoda; Arachnida; Sarcoptiformes; Oppiidae.